AUGCUCUCAGGUAUCCUUGAGAUGCUCUCUCAGGUGAUCCCUCAGGUGCUCUCGCAGGUGUUUCCUCAGGUGGUUUUUAGCAGCAUCACCAACGCCUCUACCACUCAAUCUCUCCCGUGUGCUCUUUUAUGCAUCAACUUCGUUACCACCCUUUCUCCCACCCCUCUGCCCCUCCAACCCCACCCACUCUUCCCCCAGACCCUCGUUCAUUUGCGCCAUCUGUCUGUGUGGGGCAGCAGCAUCACCAACGCCUCUGCCCCUCUCCUCACCUUCCCCAACUCUCACUGUCCUCUUUCCGUCCCCCCCCCAUCCCUUCCCUUUCCCCCCUCCAGUCGCUGUCCCUUGUUCCCUCCCUCGUCCAAUCUCCUCCCUUGCUCCCUUCCUCUCUUCCGCACAUCCUCCCUUCCUCUCUGUCCUGGCUUUCCUCCCUUGCUUUCCCUCAUUUCCCACCCAGCGUCCCCUCAUUUCCCUGCUGUUCAACACCAGCCCAGGAGGCCCGUGCAGAGCAAGCUGCCGCAGGAGCCGGACGAAGGGAGAGGGCAACGCCAGCUCAGGAGGCCCGUGCAGAGCAAGCUGCUGCGGGAGCCGGGCAAGCGGAGGCAACAUGGACGAUCAGGGUGGGGCUAA
Messenger RNA from Closterium sp. NIES-65, 627 nucleotides. NCBI's taxonomy places the organism in Eukaryota, Viridiplantae, Streptophyta, Zygnematophyceae, Desmidiales, Closteriaceae. The record is from the annotation of a GenBank genome assembly.